Phytophthora sojae is the source of this 2502-nucleotide messenger RNA. RefSeq lists its product as hypothetical. Gene Ontology annotation, cellular component: axoneme. The transcript is spliced from 3 exons. Lineage: Eukaryota; Oomycota; Peronosporomycetes; Peronosporales; Peronosporaceae. Gene Ontology annotation, molecular function: microtubule binding. The coding region runs from base 1 to 2502 and encodes 833 amino acids. The record is from RefSeq and is a predicted model, not a curated record. Gene Ontology annotation, biological process: regulation of cytoskeleton organization.
AUGGGAGAUGCCGACGCCAAGAGCAACAAGCUGAACCGGGAGCUGCUGCGAUGGAUACAGAGCUUGGACCUGGCCUACUCCAUCAAGAACGUCAAGCGCAGAGACUUUGCCAAUGGCUUCCUCGUGGCCGAGAUCCUGUCGCGCUACUAUGACAAGGACAUCAGCAUGCACUCGUACGACAACGGCAUUGGCAUGAAGGUCAAGAAGGACAACUGGGACCAGCUGGCCAAGAUCUUCGGCCGCUUCGUCGACCUGGAGCCGCUGACCAACAAAGCCGACAUCGACGCCAUCAUCCACUGCCAGAACGGCGCAGCAGUUGCCUUCCUCACUAAGCUCUACCAGUGCUUGACAAAGCGCACGAUCCAACCUACCGCCGUAACGCAGCCACCCACCGCAGGUUCAGGCAACAUAGCAGCACCCGCUAGUGUGGCCAAAGGCUUGGACACGGUGGAGGAAAUCCCUCCUUACGCCAAACCGACCAACUCGGCCUUCAUUCGAGACAAGAUGCGUGAGCCUGAGAUCGCUGAGACGAAAGACCAGACGCAGCUGAACCGGAAGAUGCGGGAUAUUCACUCGCAACACGAGGAAACACAGCAGCUCGAGCGUCUGAUGACCGACACCCCGGACAGAUAUCCAACUCUGCGCAGCGCCAGCAAAGCCACCGUGUUGCGAGGUGCGACCAAACCUGUUCGCAAUGACGACAGCAACCCUGUGCUCAUGACUCAGCAGGUUGUGCGCGAGGUGCAGAUCAAGACCAUCAACCAGAAGGGGCUUGAAAAGCUUCGUGCGACGCGAGAGGCCAAGGAAAGUGAAUCUCUGGGCUUUUCGGGCCAUAGCUCAAGUGGUUUACUCGGUGAAGGGCGCAAUGGUGUUGCUUCUUUCGACACGCGGGGUAUGAAUGGCGGAGGAAACAGCAACCCGGAGCUCGUCCAGAGACGGAGACCAAUGGAUCUGCUGAAUGAGGCCGUGACUCGCAAACUUGCAAGUAUGGGGCUCACGCUGAAGCCUCGAGGGGGAAAAGAUAAAUUCGAGAAUUUCAUCGACAAUGCGUACGAAGGACAUAUUUUUGGAGACCACGAGUGUGCGGAGGUGAUAAGAGGGAUCGAGGAAGAGGCUGAGCUGCUUGCGGUGGCGUUCUUAGACUUCCCACGGGAGUUCUGGAAGUUUGUUGGGCUCAUGCAUUCUUUCUUCACGGAGCAUGACGAGAACCACGUCUUCUUUCGGGCAUCAGCAGAAUUGUUUCAGGUUCUAGGCCAGUAUUGUGUCCGUCGAGAUGCUACUGCUGCAUCGUUACUCAUGCCCGAGUUCCUGCUUCCGAAGUUCACGCCGAUUCUCAGUCGAUACGCCAACAAGCGAGCUCCUCUGCUACGGAUAUUCUACGCGUUCCUGCCCAACACAGUACUGGCGCACAUCCAAGCCAUCAAGCAUCUGCGUGAGGCACUGGCUAAUGACAUCCCGUUGUUCGUGCACAUGUUGACGAUCCUAAUUGGCAUGGAAAACGAGCUGGACGACACACUUGUGGACUUGUAUCACUACUACUGCUGUAUCGGGCUGGAAACACCGUGUGAAAAGCUGCGAGCUGCCUGUUUGUCCAUGCUGAUUCCGUUCCUGAACUACGACGUGAACCUCGUUCUAGACUUACUGCCCCGAUUGACACAAUUGUCGUCCAGACACGCUUGGUGGGAGGUGAAGGCGCAGCUUCUCAUCGUCGCAUCAGCUUUUCUUCGGACGGCGCCAACUCACCGAGCGCAGAGCGAAGAUGACGCAGGGGAUAUACCCGAGGAGCCAACCCGAGAUUUUACAGAGCAGAUCGAGUUGUGUUUAACCAUUAUCGAGCGCGAGUUCCAUCCCGAAGCGAGUCUGAAUCUGCGGCGCGUUGGGUUAUCAUAUCUCGCGAGGAAUCUGGAGCAGUACCAGGAACUCGUGCCGCUGUACGUAGAUGUACUACUCAGCCUUCCGGGAUCUUUACCUGUCCACGGUGCGUCUGGCGCAACUUACCAGCUUCUACCACUUGUUGCGAACUGGGACUCGGUCGCUAUUGCCAAGCAAGUGUUCUACGAGCACAAGAAUCAAAGCUCAGCCAACACGGACGUCCUUUUGGUCAUGUUGAAGUGCUUCGAGCAGUUGCUACACUCUGGCCAGACGCUCAACGUUCGAAUGCUAUACGAUCAAAUGAAGGGAUACAUCGUGUUGGGCUUUGGAAGCCCCGGUACUUGCGAGAUCAGCGCCAACAUCGUCAAAGUCGCGCUUGCGGCAUUGGACGGCAGUGAGACUGACGUCUUCCAGCAUGUGGCGCUGGUCGAAACUCUGCAGAGGCUCGUGACCAGAAAUGUCGACGACAUCCGCCAACAGACCGUAGUAAAGUUGCUGCACGAUGCCCACGUAAUGAGCCCCCAAUGGGCGGAAAAGGUUCUACGCUGUGUCAACAACUUGCGGUCAAUGUGUGACGCGGAUACGUUCAAGUCUUCGCUCUUCUCAAUCGCGUUUGAACUUGACGGGUAA